CCCAUGCCUCGAGGCCUUGUCCAUUUCGUCUUUCACAGCUUCUGCGAGCCGUCACAUCUGUCAGAUUGUCCUCAUCCCUUCUGCGGCACCCGCGGGGAUCUCCUCACCGCCUCCCAUCGCCUUGCCCUGUCCAGAUUCCUCAAGGUUCGGAAGAGCGUCACGCGGAGACUGGGAAACCACCCACCUGCAUGCGGCGCUGCUCUGGCCACCCACCACCCCGCUCGUUAGGCGGCUUGGUGAACGCCCAAUCCUCACAGAAGGAAGCAGCAUCAACGUCAUGCCUCCUCCAGUCUUCAUCUGGUCGCCUCCUCGACCCCUCACCACAACCAUGAUGUUGUCACUUUCUAUGCCACUGCUAUCGCUCUCCAUGUCUGUCGGUUGAUUGACACCCUCCGCCUUUGAGACGCUCCUCUUCUCUUGCCGUUGAAGCUACCACAAUGCCAGGCGUCGCCACCCCAUCUUCUCCUCCAGCAGCCGCACCACCUCCUCCACCCCACACCAAAGCGCAAAUCCUCGCAAACGUCUGCACGCUCGCCGCACAAUUCAGCUCAUGCGUCGAAGUCUUCAACCUCAUCCACCCGGCCAAACCGACCGACCAUGCCCAGCGCGUCGCCCUCGCCAAACUCGGCAUCCAGCAGGGCCGCCUUUUGAUCUGGGGCGACGCCGUCGGGAUAUCCGCUCCUCCUCGCACCAUAGCCCGGUCCAUGAUUCCGAGUCGACCCGCGCCGACGAAUCCCGAUCCCACAUUGCCGGUGCCUUUCGCCCUGCGGAAUCCCAGGCUCGACGAACCGGAGACAUACCAGAAGGUGCGGGCCGCGCUGAACCAGAUCGCAGGAAGACCGGCGUAUCUCACUCGGGAGGAGCUGAUGGCCAAGUAUGGGCUCAAAAGCCCCAAGCGCUUCGGACCAACUUUGUUUGAAUAUCCCGCCUUGGAUACGAACCGUCUGGAGUCGUUUCGAGAGAAGUAUUCGUUGCUGCAGGACUUGGCCAGGCAGGAGAGAGGGAGACCCGAGGGCAGGCGCGGCUUGAGUAUGACGGCCCAGCGGUGGGUCGUGCAAGACGUGAACAAGUUUUGCGACUUCAUAAGCACGAUCAAGACAGAGGUGGAUGGGUUGGUGGAGUUGAUGGGCGUCAAGGAGCAGGUGGACCGCGGAAUGAAGUCGGACAUCCGGGCUAUGGGAUGGCAUCCCGAUCUUUCCAAGCAAGCUAUCAGGCAGGAUUCGGAGAAGCUGCGGUUGAUUCGUGAAGCUUGCCGUGUCGAUUACCCCGAGUACAUUGAGGUGACUGAGACGGCGCUCAAGAAUCUCGGAGAGGAACUCAGAGAAGCGGGGGAGCAGGUGCGGUCCGCGUCACUGCCAUCCAGUGUGUAUUCGGCCAUGGCGGUCGCCGCGGCUGAGGACGAGGGCGGGGUGACCUUGGAGGAGGAAGAGCAGGAGAGGCGGCGCACGACCGAGGAGAAGGACAAGGAGAAAGAAAGGGAGAAAAGCCCUGGGUUCUUGUCGCUCUUCAGGCUUCCGAUCUGGUCGCGUUCACCUAACAAACUCCCGCAAAGAGGGACUAGGAGUACGCCUACCACCCCUGGCCCAGGUAGUCUCCUUGCAGACGAAGGGUCCGAGGAAGAUAAGCCGCGCCAGCGCUUCCAGUCGGAGGGUUAUCUUACAGCCGUCCGGUCGCUCGAGCGGCGUGUCGGUGCGGAUGAGGAGCCGGAGCACGAUGAUGAGUUACAGUCUGAGCGUUCGAAAAGCAUGUCCGCGGUGUCAGACGAAUUUACGCAGUUGCGACCAGUUGAUAGCCUGUUGUCCCAGCUAGGUGAUGUGCCGACUCUAAAGGAAGAAGGCGGAGUGGUGUCUUUACCUGCGACGAAUACAGCGGAUAAGUUGGCUAAAAGACAUGACAUGCCCAAGGGACCUGGGGGUGUGGAAACGGAGGAUACCCAAGUUAAAGCUCAUGACUGGGCAGAGGGAGGCUGACAUGUUGCUAAGCAGAAUAGCGGAACUGAAGAUUUGAACUUCCAGGUUUGCUACCCUUCCUCACGCGAUGCAUCAUCUGUGCAUAAAAGCAUGUUCAAUGGAAUGGCAUUAGGGUAGGAGUACUAUAGUCUUCACUAAAG
Westerdykella ornata is the source of this 2110-nucleotide messenger RNA. RefSeq lists its product as uncharacterized. The coding region runs from base 438 to 1970 and encodes 510 amino acids. The record is from RefSeq and is a predicted model, not a curated record. The transcript has a single exon. Lineage: Eukaryota; Fungi; Ascomycota; Dothideomycetes; Pleosporales; Sporormiaceae.